GUCAUCCUCAGCGCUUCCGCGUUUCCGGUACUCGUAGCGUAGUGCGCUCCGUUUCGUUACUUGCUUCAGUUGGCAAAUUUAUAAAAAUAACAUUCCACUGGUGCGGAAAUCUACAAAAAUCCCUAGUGUAAAAAAAUACAAAGAAUGUGAAAAAGUUAUUGUGUCGAUUUAGACAAGGAUUAAGGUUGAUAAACCACAUUGGGAUACAAUAAAGUAAUACAUAUUCCAACCGGAAAAGUGUGAAUACUGUUUCAAAAGUGUUUUUAAGUGUUUAAAAAAUACUGACAAUUCUGAAAACUUUUCGUAUUCCGAAUAAUUUGGGAAGAUUUAACAAUCAUGGAUGCCUCGCAGCUCACGGAACUGAUGAGCAGUCAUGACUUCAUGCAGUUGCAACAUCAGUUGCAUCACAACAACAAUAACUACAACACAGACGGACACAAUGGACUAUCCUCGGAGUCGGCGGAGGGCAGUUCAAGGCCAGUGCGACGCGCCACCAGACGCACCUCACAGUUAAGCAAUAACACCUACGACCUGGAGAUGACGGACUCCAGUUCGCAAAGUGAUGACACAAGUGGCGGUGGCGGCAGCAGCAAUGGCGGCGGCAGUGCCACCAAUACUGGCCAGGGAUCGGGAUCGGGGGUGCCGGGCCAGGGGGGCGGGGGCUCCCAAGGUCGCGGGCGGGGCCAGCAGGCCAACGCCAGUGCCUGCCCCUCGACCCUCAACCCGAACAGUGCCAACUCCAGCUCCUCCAAUGCCAACUCGAACGCGAAUCGACGGCGCAAAGGAGCUCUGAAUGCGAAGGAACGGAAUAUGCGGCGACUGGAGUCCAACGAACGGGAGAGGAUGCGGAUGCACAGCCUCAACGAUGCCUUUCAGUCGCUGCGCGAGGUCAUUCCGCACGUGGAGAUGGAGCGGCGGCUGUCCAAGAUCGAAACCCUGACGCUGGCCAAGAACUACAUCAUCAAUCUGACGCACAUAAUACUCUCCAAGCGGAAUGAGGAGGCGGCCGCCUUGGAGUUGAACUCGGGUGGAGUGGGUGGUGUCCUGCUCUCCAAUCUCACGGCAGAGGGUGGAGGAGUAGCAGUAGGAGGAGGAGGAGGAGGAGGAGGAGUAGGAGGAGGUGGAGGAGCAGGAGUAGCGAACGGUGCCACGACGCUGUGCUUCGAGGAUGCCCUGGCCAACGGAGGCGCCUUCGACUGUGCCCUCCUGGCGGCCACCGAUGGCAGUCUGCUGAACGCCGCCGCCGUCAACGCCAGUCCCACGAUGCAGAGCCUCCAGCAGCCACAGGCCCAAAUGCACAUGCAGACGCCGCUGGAGCAGCAGUCCAGUCACCUCCCAUCACAUCCCCACCACCAGCAAACGAUCCAUGGCCAUGGGGGCCACAUGGGAGCCACCAUGAUGCAGUCACAACAGCAGCAGCAGCAGCAGCAGCAACAGCCGCCCACGCUCAUCCUCAAUGGCAGUGCCUCAGUGAACGUGGGCGUUGGAAUCGGGGUGGGAGUGGGCGUGGGUGUGGGAGUGGGCGUGGGGGUCAAUAAUGCCAACAGUUUUGCCGAUAUCAACGAUAACUUCGACGAGCCAUUCCGAGAGUUUCUCUAAGCGGUAUUACCUUGAUCGUAACAUGUAUAAAUACAAUAGAAGGGCUACAAUUAUAUUAUAUUUAAGUGAUUUUUGAGAGAACGAUAUUUAUGGGCUUUUAAGAUUUUAUAAAUAGACCCCUUUUUUGCAAUAAACCUCACCAGUAAAAAAUAGAUUAUACAACAAGGGACCGCAAAACUUCAUUUCACUCAAAAUAUUUUAGACAGAUAUUUCAGAAAUGAUUUAAACACAAAGAAAACUAUUUGCAAUUAAGUUGUGAAGCUUGUAAGUCAAGUUAAAAGAUAACAUACAACCACUUGUUUUGAAAGGAUUUGGUCUGUUAGCAGAUAGAUCUUUAAACCUUACAUAAAGCAACUUAUUUAAUGUUUAGCCUACAGCUGGAUUUAUUUUUCAAAGUAGUAGUAGACUUACGAUUUUUUCUGUGCUUUCAAGCUUAAUUGAGUGGAAAUUUUGAAAAAAACAUUUCAAGUUUAAAACUUACACUCUAGAGAAAGUAUGUUGCAGAAAUUAAGCGAACUUUACUGCACGCAAAUGCCGUUCCCGAACAGAAAUAAAGUUUUAGUUACGAAUAUGUAAACAAACUUGAAAUAUCAUCAAAUAUACGUAUACUUUAAUUUAGAGAUAAAAUAUAAUAUAUCCAAACUUAGGGUUCCAUAACACAUAGGAUUUAAUUAAGUGAAAUUAGUCAAAGUACAUUCACAUACCUAUAUGCACUAUUAACCGCAGUUCUAUCAUUCAUUACUCAUUGUAAUAUUUACAUUUCAUUUAUACAAACAUAGUUAUAUUAAAACGGAGGAAAAACCGCAAAGAACAGAAAAACUCUAUUUAAGCUGAAAGCAUACAAGUUAUAUCUCUAGCUCGCAGAAAACAAAAUUAAAGCAUUUUUGGUUAGAACUUGUAACUAUUUAAAUUGGUUUUUAUGGUUUAUGUUUUUAUCUUAGUCAAGAAAAUCCAAAGCCAAUUUAAUUUUUUAUUCAUUCGCAUACAAUUUUAUUAAAUGCAACUGUUCUAUAAAACAAAAGUAAAUGUCAAAUAUUGUUGAUUAAAUGUUAAGUGAGUCGAUCAAAAGAAAAGUGGUUUCCCUCAGCUUAGUUUUGUAUUUCAGAGAUGUUCGAUAUUCGUUGAGCUUACUAACAUUCAUUCGUAUACAACUACAUACUUACACAUAUAAUUGUCAGCAAUAGCAACAAAAACAAGGAAUCAAUUACCGUUAACUAGCAGUCCUGGCGUCUGACUCUGAGGAAUGACGGUCUACAAAGUGUCGCCCCCGAUAAGUUAAUUUACCACCCAUGAUCUUUUUAAUGCACUUGAAAUUUACCAAGGAUAUACGUUUCUAUGUAUGUAUGUGUGAAUAGGCAAUGGGAAAUGGGAUGCGAGGGCGGUAGUGAAGAAUUAACACACAAAACAAUUAACACACCGAAACGUCGAAUGGCUCACUGAAAUUGGCACACUUCCGUUAUGGCGCACCAUACCAAAAACACGUUGGGCGGGAAAAGGACACGGAUAUAUCAAGGAUACCAACGCUCGGACGGUAAACAGUAAUAAAAUAACGGUGCUCAGUGGGUGUCAAACUCGGGGGAUAGAGUGUUUGUGGGUGUGUGUGUGAGUGAGUGAGUGAGUGAGAGAGUGAGGGAUGGAUGGGGAUGGUCUUAGCAAUAAUUAAGUGAAAAAUAGUAGUUGGGGUGGCUCUUUUCUCUCGGGUGUCGAGUUAAGCUUGUUGAUUAUGUUUGAUUAGCGAGGAUUUCGAAUUUUGGGUUAGUUGGUGAAAAUAUUUAGCUUGAAUACAGUUACAAUCGCAUAAAUAGCAAAUAAAAUCUCCCAAAUGGACCAUAUUAUUUGAAAAAUAUCUAAAAACUAAAAACUAACUUGCUCUUCAUUAAAUAUCUUUAAAAA
Molecule: messenger RNA, 3492 nt
Organism: Drosophila elegans
Lineage: Eukaryota; Metazoa; Arthropoda; Insecta; Diptera; Drosophilidae
Gene: dimm
Product: protein dimmed
Exons: 3
Coding region: 337-1599 (420 amino acids)
Molecular function (GO): protein dimerization activity
Source: RefSeq, a predicted model, not a curated record